AUGGUCUCUAGAGCUUGCGCUCUCAGCUGGGUGAGGGGUCUGGCCUCGAUCUCCUGGUCCUGGGACAGCGAGCCCCUGCAUGUUCGGCAGGACACGAUACGAGUAUUUGCCCGGCUAAUCCCAGCACCAUCCGAACGGUUCGGCCGUGCCCAGCAUGGAUCGCAACGGGCUAUAAUUGGCUGUGAGGCUCUGCAAACGUCUCUCUCCAAGGCUUACGGCAUCAGUCACCCUCACCCGCAGUCAGACACCGUCAAACAGCGCUGCAGUGGCCCGUCCCAGUGCUCAGCGUACUCGUACGGGUGCGAGUACGCGUAUCUCGAGAUUUGCGAGAUUCGUGCAAGUACCCUCAAGUAUCAAUCGACAGUGACACCCGUGCAACCAGCCCUUUUGCGAUGA
This is a messenger RNA of Trichoderma citrinoviride, 396 nucleotides long. RefSeq lists its product as hypothetical. NCBI's taxonomy places the organism in Eukaryota, Fungi, Ascomycota, Sordariomycetes, Hypocreales, Hypocreaceae. The record is from RefSeq and is a predicted model, not a curated record. The transcript is spliced from 3 exons. Bases 1 to 396 code for a protein of 131 amino acids.